Molecule: messenger RNA, 5372 nt
Organism: Oncorhynchus tshawytscha (Chinook salmon)
Lineage: Eukaryota; Metazoa; Chordata; Actinopteri; Salmoniformes; Salmonidae
Exons: 21
Coding region: 264-2903 (879 amino acids)
Biological process (GO): protein transport; protein linear polyubiquitination
Cellular component (GO): LUBAC complex
Molecular function (GO): linear polyubiquitin binding; K63-linked polyubiquitin modification-dependent protein binding; ubiquitin protein ligase activity
Source: RefSeq, a predicted model, not a curated record
UCAUCGAAGAAGAAGAUGAAGAUGAGCCCCGAGUCGGAAUUCCGCGUUUGAUGACUGUUCAAAUCGAUUUUUCCAUGUCGGACACUCGAUUUUUUUCUCAGUUCCCAGUUGUUUGAACGGACUGAUGUCGAGAUCUCCAAAUUCCCCGUUUCGAGUUCCUAGCGUAUUUCAUCGCAGCUGUCGGGAAUGUCAGAUGUUGUCAUAGCUAGUUUUGAAUGUUGAUUCAUAAUUCCACAUAAGAUUGAAAGGUUAAAUUAUAAAAGAUGCCGAGGGUCCCAGCAGUCCUUGAAUAUGAAACACUGACCGAGUGUAAAUACAGCUUCCCUGUUGAGGUUGUCAGUGAUAUCAAGAAUGUUACAGCGACUUAUGGAGACCUGCGUAUGUAUGUGGACUUCUACUGUUUCCCCAAUAAGGAAAAGAAGAAGUUAGUUUAUUUGGCUGGUACUAUUCCAGUUCCACAUGACGCAGGUAACACAUAUAAUAUCCCAGUGUGCAUCUGGCUCCACGAGACUCACCCCCAGAGCCGGCCGCGGUGCUACGUGUGUCCCUCCAUCUCCAUGUUGAUCAACCCCAGGUGCCCAUAUGUUGAGGCCAGUGGGCAGGUGCUCCUCGACUGCCUCAACAACUGGAAGAGCGGGCUGGCCAACCUGUCAUUGCUCGUCUCAGAAAUGAGGUCUGCAUUUCAAAAGGAAACGCCCCUCUUUGCCAUGCACCCAAUCAGAGUUCAGAUGCUACCUACUGCAGCGCACUCCAGUGCAUAUGCAGAGUCUUCGGACCCUGGCAGCUGGCCUCAACCAAGCAGCUCUACCCCGAGAGCCAGGCGCUCCUCAAUGUCCCCCACGCCACUACCUAGAGCAAUAGUUCCGCCCAAGAGUUUAAAGUCCAGCCAAUCGGGGCCUCUCAGAGAGUCUGCGACUGGUGUGAGGCGGUCCUACACAGAGGAGCUACUGGAUAUGGGGAUAAACUUUGGAGUGCCAGGUGGAGUCCAGUUUCCAUUCUCCUCCACCAACCCCUUCAUCACUACUGCCUCUGCGCCAAAUAACACUCCUGUUAGUUCUGAGGACAUGAACAACCUAUUCAAGAGCCUACAGCUGGAAAAUGUUGUCAAUGUGUACCAGCUUGGUACUAAAGAAAGAGGACAGAUGCAAGGUGAUGGAGGUGAUCGAGGUGGUGGUGACUACCCCCCAAUCCCCACUGCAGUCACGCCCCUAGUGGACAACCAGCAUCGUAUCCUGGUGAGCCAGCUGCCACCGGACCAGUCCCCCAGCCGUGUGAAGAACAAGCUCACCCUCUACUUCCAGCGCAGGAGCAACGGUGGGGGAGAGGUGCUGGAUGUGACCUACCCUUACCCCCCGACCCAGCACGACCAGGCCCUGGUCAGCUUCCGCAGUCCCAGAGAUGCAGAGCAGGUGCUCUUACAGGCAGACCGAAUCUUUACUGUGAAUGAGCGGCCUUUCCGUAUACAGCUCAAGAGGGUCAACAGUGCUCAGAUUACGGUGCCUCCCGGUGUCUCCGGUGACAAGGCGGCCAUCUUCCAUAGCCUGCUGUCACUUGAGGGGCGGAGCUUCAGCCAGGCCGACGUGGAGGAGGCGGUACAGUCGUGCCGGGACCUUCCCUCGGCCCUCAAGUACCUGUCCCAUGAGUGCCCCAUCUGCCGCGAGCAGGUGUCCUUCAGCAAGAUCAUCACUAUGACCCAUUGCCUGUGUGCCUUCUGCGAGAGCUGCUUCAAGGCCUACUUCUCCCAGGCCAUCAAGGAGAAGAGCAUCGUCCAUGUGGUGUGUCCCAUGUGUGGCCAGCCCGACGUGCGUCAGAGCCAGGGAGGCGUGGAGGAGGCCUUGGACUACUUCAGCCUUCUGGACACACAGAUCAGGCACUACCUAGAUCCUCAGAUCCACGAGUUGUUCCAGAGGAAGCUGAGAGACCGAGCCUUGCAGGAGAUGCCUAACUUCCGCUGGUGUGCCCACUGCUCCUUUGGCCUUCUACACGAGGCUGACCAGCUGAGAAUGGACUGUCCUAGUUGUAGGAAGAGCACCUGCUCCCAAUGCAAGACUGCAUGGGCUCCACAACACCAGGGUCUUUCCUGUGAGAAGUUCAGAGAGUGGCAACUCCACAAUAACCCAGAGUACCAGACCGCAAAACUGGAGAAUCUCCUCAGCAGGAAUAAAAUAGAAUGUCCAAAAUGCAAGUUUGUGUUCUACCUUUCCAAGGGAGGCUGUCUCCAUUUCAAAUGCACCCAAUGCCAGCACGAGUUCUGUGGCGGCUGUAAUAGGCCCUUCAAAUUAGGCGUGGGGUGUGACUUCUCAGCUGAGUGUGGGUCCAAGGGGUUACACGCCCACCACCCCAGGGACUGCCUGUACCACCUGAGGGACUGGAACGUGCCCAGACUACACAGGCUGCUUCAGCUUUACGGAGUGUCCCUCGCUGGCAUGGUCAAAUCCAAAGUGGGCUCUACAGGAACAAACUCACAAGGUGUGUGUGCAGUACUGGAGCACAGAGAGAUUGGUGGAGACGGGCCUUGUGGUCUACCAACUCUCCCAGAGUACAGUGGCUACUGCAUCUUACACUAUAAAGAGUGUCUAGUGGAGCUGAUUAACCGGAGUCAUGCGGAUCCAGCCGUUCUGUUCGAUGUGGCCGAGAUGUUGGCCGAGUUAAAGCGGUGGCACAUUCCUGUUCCACAGAAGAACCUUCAGGAUCCUGAGGCACUCUAUGUACAGCACCUUAGACAGACCCUGACUAGGAAGGUUAGCCUGAGGGACAACAAGCUACCCCCUGUGAAGGUGAAAGAUGACCUUUGCCCCCUACCCUCAUCGAGCGCUGCGGGACCACGCUGGUCUUCUGCUCAGAGAAACACACCAACCCGCUUCCAUGACGACUCCCAAUUGCUGCUCUUGCUCAACGACUAAGGCUAUGUAAAAUACUUGGCCUCACCUGGGCUGGGUUCCUUAGGGCACAUGAUGGCAAAUGCUUUUACAUGUUUUGCAACAGAAAAAAAUUUGAUUCUUAAUGGAUAAGGCCAGGUUCCUCGCGUCAGUCCGUUUUCUUCCGUUUGGUGCCUAGUGAAUACUACCCAGGCUUGUGUUAAGUAGGGAGAAAACAUUUUUAAAUUAAGUGAAACUGGGGAAGGGACUACCCGGUCUUGUCCAAUGAGAGAAACACUUUUGUUUUCCGUUGCAAUUUUUUGUUGUUGCGUGUCCUAAUAAACAUGAUCCAGGGGUAAUAUUUAACUUCAACCCUCUGUCAUAAUGGCUAUGUAACACUGGCCUAAUAAUGACAUAGAAAUAGCACCAUAAACCGUCCAUAGAAGGCAAGGUAAAUUGGUCCUUAGUGGAGCUGUGUUGCACACUGCUGCUCUAGAUCUAGCUAUGCUGUGGCCAGGAUUCAAUCAAAAGUGCAUUGAGAUCACGGUAAACGCAGUGGAUGUCAACUCGAGCGUAAAGUGCAGUGCACUUUUGAUUUGAAAUAACUACCGGAUCUGGUACAUUAAGAUUUUGUUUUCAUGUUAUUUUAAUUUGUUUGACGUUUAUUCUUAAUAAACAUUUAGAUACAAAAAUAUAAACGCAACAUGCAACAAUAUCAAAGAUUCUAUUGAGUUACACUUAAUAUAAUGUAAUCAGUCAAUUUAAAUAAUUAUGUUAGUUCCUAAUCUAUGGAUUUCACAUGACUGGGAAUACAGAUAUGCAUCGGUUGGUCAUAGAUACCGUAAAAAAGUGUGGAUCAGGAAAAACAGCUAGUGGAUCAGAAAACCAUUCAGUAUCCGGUGUGAGUUGAUCAGGCUGUCUCGCUCCUCUUCAAUGGCUGUGCGAAGUUGCUGGAUAUUGGCGGGAACUGGAACACGCUGUUGUGUACAUGUCAAUCCAGAGCAUCCCAAACAUGCUCGGUGAGUAUGCAGGCCAUGGAAGAACUGUGCAUUAUCAUGCUGAAAUGUGAGGUAAUUGUGGUGCCAUUCUUCCGCCACCAUGAGCCUCAGGUUCUGAUCAGGGUAUAUCUGUGCGUUCAAAUUGCCAUUGAUUAAAAAGCAAUUGUGUUCGUUGUCCGCAGCAUAUGCCUGCCCAUACCAUAACCCCACCACCACCAUGGGGCACUCUGUUCACAAUGUUGACACCAAACCUCUCAACCACAUGAAGAGCAGUAUGCCAGUGGCCAUCGACGGUGAGGAUUGCCCACUGAAGUCAGUUACGACGCCGAACUGCAGUCAGGUCAAAAUGACAAGCACACAGAUGAGCUUCCCUGAGAUGGUUUCUGAUAGUUUGUGCAGAAAUCCUUUGGUUGUGCAAACCCACAGUUUUAUCAGCUGUCCGGGUGGCUCGUCUCAGAAAAUCCCGCAGGUGAGAAAGCCGGAUGUGGAGGUUCUGGGCUGACGUGGUUACACAUGGUCUGUGUUUUUUAGGCCGGUUGGAUGUACUGCCAAAUUCUGUAAAAUAACGUUGGAGACCGCUUAUGCUUAUUUCUCUGGCCACAUCUCUGGUGGACAUUCCUGCAGUCAGUAUGUGAAUUGCAUGCUCCCUCAACUUGAGACAUCUGUGACAAAACUGCACAUUUUAGUGGCUUUUUAAUGUCCCCAGUACAAGUUGCAGCUGUGGAAUGAUCAUGUUGUUUAAUCAGCUUCUUGAUAUGCCACACCUCAGGUGGAUGGAUUAUCUUGACAAAUGAGAAAAUCUCACUAACAGGGAUGUAAACAAAUUUGUGCACAAAAUUUGAGAGAAAUUAUCUUUUUGUCCGAAUUGAACAUUUCUGGGAAAUUUUAUUUCAGCUCAUGAAACAUGAGACCAACACUUUACAUGUUGCGUUUUAUAUUUUUUUAAGUAUAUUUUUAAAAGCACUUAGUUCACAUAAAAUAAACGGUACAGUCCCUAUAGACAGUAUACACCCCACUGUGAGGAUCAGUGGGAAAUGUAUGAUAAGUAACUAAUCUAAAUUGCAGGCUGUAAGGCAACAAAAAGUGAAAAGUGUGUAAUUUGGGUGUGUACUUUCUAUAGCCACUGUACUGCAGUACAGUUUUAUUUUUGUUGUAGUCCUCUAGUUCUCACUUCUCAGGAUAUCUCAAACAAACUUUCAAACAGUAUUCUUCUUGUAUGUUCUUGAGACAUACAUUUCUUCUGCUAUGACCAGCAUGUGAAUUAUUCAUACUUUAACACUGAAAUAUUGUUGAAUGAACGGAACUUGAUGUAACACUUAACUUAAAGCCGACAGGUAUAAUUCAUUAAGAUGCGGGUGAAAUGGGUUGUAAACUUGUUAUUGAUUUUAUUCAGAGCUCCAUUAGCUUUUGCCAAGCAGCAGCUAUUCUAUCUGGGGUCAACAAACACUGAUACACUGAUGGACAAGGACAGUCAAACUAAUUUAAAAUACAAAAAUAAAUAAUAGUAGUACAAACA